Messenger RNA from Trichechus manatus latirostris (Florida manatee), 1404 nucleotides. RefSeq names its product clusterin like 1 (gene CLUL1). Gene Ontology annotation, cellular component: nucleus. The record is from RefSeq and is a predicted model, not a curated record. The transcript is spliced from 7 exons. Gene Ontology annotation, molecular function: misfolded protein binding. Bases 7 to 1404 code for a protein of 465 amino acids. Lineage: Eukaryota; Metazoa; Chordata; Mammalia; Sirenia; Trichechidae.
GGGAACAUGAAGUCGCCACUCUGGGUGUUUACUGUGUAUCUGCUGUGGUUGAAAAAUUGUCACUGCGCACCUACUUGGAAGGACAAAACCACUAUCGGUGGAAACCUGAAGAGUUCUUCUGAGUCUGAGGAGAUAGAGGUAGAUGAAGAGGUGAAGAAGGCUUUGAUUGGUAUUAAGCAGAUGAAAAUCAGGAUGGAAAGAAGAGAGGAAGAACAUACCAACCUAAUGGAAACUCUGAAGAAAUGCAGAGCAGAAAAGCAGGAAGCCCUGAAACUUAUGAAUGAAGUUCAAGAACAUCUGGAAGAGGAAGAGAGGCUAUGCCAGGUGUCUUUGACAGAUUCGUGGGAUGAAUGCAGGUCUUGCCUGGAAAGUAACUGCAUGAGAUAUUAUACAACCUGCCAACCUAGUUGGUCCUCCGUAAAAAACACGAUUGAGCAGUUUUUCAUGGCAAUAUAUCAGUUUUUGUUUCCUCUCCAUGAAGAUAAUGAAAGAGAUCUCCCCAUCAGUGAAAAGCUCAUUGAGGAAGACGCACACGUGGCCCAGAUAGAGGAUGUGUUCAGUCGGUUGACUGUGGACGUGGCAUCUCUAUUUAACAGGAGUUGGAACGUCUUCAAACAGAUGCAGCAAGAAUUUGACCAGGCUUUUCAAUCAUAUUUCAUGUCAGAUACAGACUUAGUUGAGCCUCACUUUUUUCCAGCUUUAUCCAAAGAGCCAAUGAAGAAAGCAGAUCUUCUGCCAAGUUGGGACAUUCCCAACUUCUUUCAGCUGUUUUGUAAUUUCAGUCUCUCUGUUUAUGAAACUGUCAGUAAAACAAUUCCUGGGAUGCUGAGUGCGAUAGAGGAUUUACCAAAACAAAACGAAGAUGCCCACCUAGGAGGCGUGAUGUCAAAGAUAUUACUUGUGCCCAACAGAGGGCUGUGUGGACAACUGAGCCGGAAUUUGACCAGAUGUUUUAAAUUUCAUGAAAGAUGCCAAAAAUGUCAGGAUUACCUGUGGAGAGACUGUCCUGGUGUACCUGAACUGCACACAGAACUGGAUGAGGCCUUCAAGUUGGUCAACACAUCCAAUCAGCAAUAUGCCCAGAUUCUCCAGAUGACCCAGGAUCACUUGGAAGAUACCACAUAUCUGAUGGAGGAGAUGAGAAAGCAAUUUGGCUGGGUGUCUGAACUGGAAAACCAGACUUUAGGAACUGAGAACACCUUCAGUCCAGUAAAGGUAGUUCCAAGUGUUGAUGAAGAAAAAUUUUCCAAACAAGAUGAAACAAUGAUAGAUUUAAGCAUCUUGCCUUCCCCUAAUUUCACACCCAAGAUUCCUCUGGAAGAAAGUGCUGGGAGUUCUAACUUUAUUGGCUAUGUGGUGGCAAAAGCUCUACAGCAUUUUAAGGAACACUUUAAACCUUGGUAA